Prorocentrum cordatum is the source of this 903-nucleotide messenger RNA. Lineage: Eukaryota; Dinophyceae; Prorocentrales; Prorocentraceae. The record is from the annotation of a GenBank genome assembly.
AUGGGUUAUGCCGUUGAGAAUUUUGCCCAGAAUGGCAUUACUCUCUCCAAUUUCUGGUGGAAGUCCAACAUGUCUUGGGAUAAAUGGGACCAGAUCCAGAAGCAACAUGCCAUGGUGAUCUGCAUUGGCUUCAAUCAGCUAUCAGACUCGGACAUGAAUGCGAAGGAUGAGGCCGAAGGCACAGUGGCGGACUUCACUGUGCGAGCGAAGUGGUACAUCGGAAAGCAGAGGGAUGACCUCGACGACCCCGACCCGACGACCAAUGCACUGAAGCGGCAGCAGCUCUACGCCGGCAGGUUCCAAAAAUUGUCCAGGCUCUUCAAGGCGACGCAAGCCGCGUACAACACCUUCCAGAUUGUCGACAUGCAUGGCACACUGGAACCGGGCGACAUAUGCGAAGACGGGUGUCAUCUCAACCACCAGGGCGCAACCAAGACAGCGACCGCCAUCGCACAAGCCCUCAAGUGUCCGAAGCCAGUUGCUCGUGGCAAGGGGCUCGUGUACGUGUGGAUGGCAUUGCUGGCUUUUGUGAUCCUCAAGGACCAGAUUGGGGAGGCCGCGAGAGGCGUCGGGAACAUGACUCUCGCCGCCGGUCAGAAGGCCAAGGCGAUCAACCAGGAGCACCAAAUCACUGACAAGGCGGUCGCCAUGGGCAAGGCCGCCGUCGAGAAGGCAAAGGAGGUGGACAACAAGUAUAGCUUGGUCGACAAGGCGAAGGAGGGCGUCAGCAAGGGAGUCCAGUCCGCGAAGGAGUUCGAGAACAAGUACCACGUCACGGACAAGAUCGCGAGCGGCGUGUCCAAGGGUUUGUCGAAGGCCACGGACCUCAUGUCCAAGAGACCCGGCUCCGCCGAGGGGGGCACGGCGAACGCCGCCAGCGCGGCGAGUACAGGCGCCUCGUGA